Messenger RNA from Cottoperca gobio, 3677 nucleotides. RefSeq names its product glutamate receptor-interacting protein 2-like. The coding region runs from base 16 to 3273 and encodes 1085 amino acids. Gene Ontology annotation, molecular function: protein binding. The transcript has 24 exons. Lineage: Eukaryota; Metazoa; Chordata; Actinopteri; Perciformes; Bovichtidae. The record is from RefSeq and is a predicted model, not a curated record. Gene Ontology annotation, biological process: neurotransmitter receptor transport, endosome to postsynaptic membrane.
GACUAAACUACAGCCAUGCUGUGUGGUCUGAGGAGAGACACCAAGAACAGCAUUGAUGAAGGACCAUACUCAAAGGGGAGCAAGGAGUCCGGGGCAACUGACCAAUCACAUUCGCCCUGCAGGCGCAGCUUCUCAGCAGAGGAGUACAGAGGAGUGACCACGGUGGACCUGAUGAAAAGGGAAGGCAGCAGCCUUGGCCUCACCAUCUCCGGAGGCUCUGAUAAGGAUGGCAAGCCCAGAGUGUCAAACCUACGGCCAGGUGGGCUAGCUGCCAGGAGUGACCAGCUGAAUGUGGGAGACUACAUCAAGUCAGUGAAUGGCAUCAACCUGUCAAAGCUGCGCCACGAUGAGAUCAUCAGCCUGCUGAAGAACAUCGGGGAGCGAGUUGUGCUGGAGGUGGAGUACGAGCUGCCUCCAUUCGUCCAGAACCCUUCGGGAGUCUCGACCAGAACCAUAGAGGUGUGUUUACACAAGGAGGGAAACAGCUUUGGGUUUGUCAUGAGAGGAGGCUUCCACGAGGACUGGCGCAGGUCUCGUCCUCUGGUGGUCACGUACGUCAGGCCCGGAGGUCCCGCUGACAGAGAGGGCACUUUGAAGGCCGGAGACCGAGUAUUGAGCGUAGACGGGAUGCCUUUAAACAGAGAGAAGCACGCUGACGCUUUGACCAUGCUGAUGCAGAGCGGCCAGGAAGCUCUGUUCCUGAUUGAGUAUGACGUCUCUGUCAUGGAGGCAGUGCAGCAAGCCUCGGGCCCUCUGCUGGUGGAGAUAGUGAAAGGUCAUUCCUCCAGCCUCGGGAUCAGCCUCACCACAACAAUAUACAGGAGCAAACAAGUUAUUAUUAUUGACAAGAUAAAGGCAGCCAGCGUGGUGGAAAGGUGUGGAGCGCUGCACGCAGGUGACAUCCUUCUGUCUAUAGAUGGGACCAGUACAGAGCACUGCUCUCUGAUGGAGGCCACGCAGCUGCUUGCCAGCACUUCUGAUGUCGUAAAACUGGAGAUUCUCCCGGCCAGUCAGGGCAGACUUCCUGUCCGGCCGCAGGACACAGUAAAAGUGCAGAAGAGCAACCAUCAUCACUGGGACCAAAGCAGCAACUACUGCCAUCCCCCACAUGCCAGCCACGGCAAGACAUGGAGCAGCCCAAGCCACCCACACAACCAGCAGGACCACUGCAAAUCGCUGGUGAGCGGUGGCUUCUCUCCUUCCUCCACAGCCACCUCAGGCUUCAGCAGCCAGGGUAGCAGCACGCUGCCCUGCCACAUCCCUCCAAACGCUCCCAACAGCCCCCGCAGCUCGACGGGCAAGAAGAGGAACAGGAAGAAGGACCACAAAAGCUCACUAUCUCUGGCGUCCAGUUCUGUCGGGCCAGGGGGGCAGGUUUUUCAUGUGGAAACGAGCGAGGUUGUCCUGAGGGGGGAUCCACUCACAGGUUUUGGGAUCCAGCUGCAGGGAGGUGUCUUUGCCACAGAAACCCUGUCCGCUCCCCCAGUCAUCCGCUUUAUUGAGCCCGACAGCCCAGCUGAGAGGUGUGGGCUGCUGCAGGUUGGGGACCGGCUGUUGUCCAUUAAUGGGGUCCCGACUGAAGAUGGCACUUUGGAGGAAGCCCAUCAGCUGCUCAGAGACUCCGCUCUGGCCAAUAAGGUCACAGUGGAGAUUGAGUUUGAUGUUGCAGAGUCGGUGGUUCCCAGCAGCGGCACCUUCCACGUUAAACUACCCAAGAGGAGAGGAGUGGAGCUGGGCAUCACCAUCAGUGCAAGUAAGAAACCUGGCAAGCCCCUCAUCAUCUCUGACAUCAGAAAAGGAAGCAUAGCACACAGAACAGGCACUCUGGAGCCUGGAGACCGGCUGCUGGCCAUCGACAGUGUGCGUCUGGAGAACUGCACCAUGGAGGACGCCAUGCACGUCCUGCAGCAGGCCGAGGACAUGGUCAAACUCCGAAUCCAGAAAGAUGAGGACAAUAUUGAUGAGUUGGAGAUGUCGGGCUCUAUAAUCUACACAGUUGAGCUGAAGAGAUAUAACGGACCACUGGGCAUCACGAUCUCCGGCACAGAGGAGCCCUUUGACCCCAUUGUAAUUUCUGGCCUCACCAAGAAAGGCCUGGCAGAGAGGACAGGGGCCAUCCAUAUAGGGGACCGAGUCCUGGCCAUCAACGGGGUCAGUCUGAAAGGAAAGCCACUGAGCGAGGCCAUCCUUCUCCUGCAGAUGGCUGGGGAGUCCGUCACCCUCAAAAUCAAAAAACAAGCAGACCAAUCUGAUGGCCGGCUGGACAGAGAGACAGCUGGGUUUUUAAGUGACACAGAGGAUGACCUGACAGACUCCCAGAAGACCAGUAAACACUCAGAGGUCUACUCCGCCACUCUGCCCAGUUUAGACUCUGCAAUGAGCUCCUGGGAUAGCUCAGGGUUUGACGCAGGCUACGGUAGCCAAGGGACAUAUCUUCACAAAGCAUCCGAUAUAUUGCUCAAUCCAAAUGAGUGGCGACGCACAAAGCAUAGGAGCCAUACCAGCUCCAGCUCUGCAGGCCUCGUCCACCACUCAGCGCUGUAUGAUGGGAGAUUCACUGAGGAUGAGUGGGAUAAUAUACCUGGAUUCGUCAGCCCCCCUCGUUGCCAUGGCACCCUGAACCAAGCAGACAGCUUCUGGUCCCAGGCUCUGCAGGACCUCGAGACCUGCGGCCAGUCAGAGAUUCUCAGGGAGCUGGAGGCAUCCAUGACAGGUAGCGCUCUCAGUUUGUACCUAGAGGAAACCAAGACCAGCAACGACUCAAUGUUUCGGUCUGAAAUGAGUCCCAUUAGGAGGGAAGGAAUGCACGGCGAGUCUAAGAACAAAAGCAACCUGAACAUGCUGACUGGAGCCAGAGAUGUACCAUCCCGGGGCAGAGGGGACCCCUCUGAUAUGUUGUCCACUACCACGCUAGCACUGCACAAGGUGACUAUGAGGAAAGACCUCGAGAGCCAUGACUUUGGUUUCAGUGUAUCGGACGGGCUCCUGGAGAAAGGGGUUUAUGUCAACAUGAUCCGCCCCGAUGGCCCUGCUGACCAGGCAGGGUUAAAACCUUUUGACCGCAUUCUUCAGGUGAACCGUGCCAGGACCAGAGACUUGGACUGCUGUCUAACUGUACCUCUAAUUAUAGAGGCAGGAGCCGCCCUGGACUUGGUCAUUAGCAGGAAUCCACUGGCAGCAGCAGACCCCGGGCUGCCAGACGACUGUGACGACUCCUCAAACUCACUGUUCUGCUUUCCCGAGCAGCCCAGGACCAACAGCAUCGCCCUGUGACCUCAAAGAUAGACGCUAGCUUUUUGAAACACUGGGACCACACACACACACACACACACACACACACACACACACGGUGUGCACUGUAACAUUUGUCACAUGGUACCUCCUGAGACAGACGCAGAAACGGUCACUCUCACUGCCUGAAAGCAUCCCUCUCACAAAGUUACAAGUGCAUGUGUUCUCUACUGCCGGUUUUAGUCACUGUGUUCACAUGAUUCAGUUCAGAGGAGGCGCUGGCUUCAGGGCUGCCCUCCACCCCAGCUCUUUCCUCUCCAGAGGCAAAGCCACAUGCAGGGUUAUAUAACGGGAGGAGUCAUAGCUUCUGACUGAGCCAGGAUGUUAACAUACCGCCUCUGGAGAGAGUCGAAUGCUGUACACACACACACACACACACACACACA